GGAAUGAAACAAAGCCGCCCUUCACCUAAGUUUCCUCUACCUACGAAAGUGGGAAGGGAGUAGUUCCCCAUCCAUCUGCCAUUUCCAUUUCCAUUUCCAUUCCCAAUUAUAGUCUUCUUCUUCUUCUUCUUCUUCUUCUUCUUCUUCUUCCAUUUACUUCUUCUUCCGCUGCCAUUCCCGUGAGCUGCAGAAAUAAGCCAUGAACAUGAACUCCAAGCUUAUCUUUACCGCAACGGUACUGGCCGUGUUCUCCAUCAUCUUCGCUUUGAGAAACCCAUUUCUUCUGUUUGCUCCACCUACGAUUCCCGGUUCCAAAGACCGCCUCCCCGCCGCAGAAAUUAUCCAAAUUCCUGGAGCCGUCGGACCGGAGAGCCUCGCGUUCGACCCCGCCGGCGAAGGCCCCUACGCCGGGGUGGCCGACGGCCGGAUUCUGAAGUGGCUAGGACAUUCCCAUGGUUGGAUUGAUUUCGCCCACACCUCCUCCCACAGGAAGGACUGUGUGCGUCCAUUUGCACCGGAGGUGGAACACGUUUGCGGAAGGCCAUUAGGAUUAAGGUUUGAUAAGAAAACGGGGGACCUCUACAUUGCAGAUGCCUACUUGGGGCUUCAAGUUGUUGGACCAGCUGGGGGUUUGGCUUCCCAAUUGGUCACGGAAGCUGAAGGCCAGCCAUUUCGCUUCACCAACGACAUGGACAUUGAUGAGCAUGACGAUGUGAUUUACUUCACAGAAACAAGCACAUUCUUUCAGAGAAGGCAAUUCAUGUCAUCGAUUUUAAGCAACGACAAGACAGGCAUGUUGCUGAAAUACAAUAAAUCAAGCAAAGAAGUAACGGUUUUACUACGAGGCCUUGCUUUUGCAAAUGGUGUGGCGUUGAGCAAAGAUCAAUCAUUCGUUUUGGUUGCAGAAACCAGUUCUUGCAAGAUCCUAAGGUUUUGGCUUCACGGCCCGAAUGCCGGAAGUACUGAGGUUUUUGCUGAAGUACCAGGGUUUCCAGAUAACAUUAGAAGGAAUUCGAAAGGGGAGUUUUGGGUGGCUUUGCAUGCCAAGAAAGGGCAAUUGGCAGAAUGGAUUAUGUCUUAUCCUUGGCUUGGGAAGACAUUGUUAGGGCUCCCACUUAGCUUCAAGCAACUGCACUCCUUGUUUGUGGGAGAGAAGGCCCAUGCAACUGCUAUAAAGCUAAGUGAGGAGGGAGAAAUUUUGGAGGUCUUAGAAGAUGCUGAAGGAAAGAGCUUGAGAUUUAUCAGUGAAGUGGAGGAGAAGAAUGGAAAAUUGUGGAUUGGGUCAGUGUUGAUGCCCUUCAUUGGCAUUUACAACUUGCAUUAGAGAGUACUUUCUACAAUACACGUUUGGGAGUGUAGAAUUUGAGUUUUGGUUUUGAAACUGUGUAAUACGUUCAAAUUCGCGUAAUUCUAAAUCGAAUGCUCCAAAUUCCUUGCUUCCAAA
Molecule: messenger RNA, 1444 nt
Organism: Malania oleifera
Lineage: Eukaryota; Viridiplantae; Streptophyta; Magnoliopsida; Santalales; Ximeniaceae
Product: protein STRICTOSIDINE SYNTHASE-LIKE 10
Exons: 3
Coding region: 200-1324 (374 amino acids)
Biological process (GO): biosynthetic process
Molecular function (GO): strictosidine synthase activity
Source: RefSeq, a predicted model, not a curated record